AUGGCGCAGAAAGCACCUCCCCCAGCUAAGCUAGCAAGAGAAAAGGAUCAUCCUCCACCGCCGCCUAGUGAGGUACCAGAACCACCAUGUUCAGACCGAAAGAAUGGUUCCAUAUAUAAGACCGGCCGCUGCCUUGGAAAAGGAGGAUUUGCUAUUUGUUACGAGGGUCAACUCAAAGGGACAAGGAAGAAGUACGCUUUGAAGAUUGUCAAAAGCCACAUGUCACAAAAGAAAAUGGAGCAGAAGAAGAGAAAAUACCUCACGGAGCCGGAGGUUCGUUUCUACACUGUUCAGAUCGCUGGAGCUAUCAAAUAUAUGCAUGCGAGAGGUAUAAUACACCGUGAUCUGAAGAUGGGAAAUAUAUUUUUAGAUAAGGAUAUGAAUGUGAAAAUUGGUGAUUUCGGCCUUGCAGCAUUGCUCAUGUCGAAUAAGGACAUGGCCGCAUGUCGGAGGACAACUUUGUGUGGAACUCCCAAUUAUAUUGCGCCUGAGAUUCUAUCCAAGAACAAUGGUGGGCACGAUCAUGCCGUUGACAUAUGGAGCUUGGGUAUCAUUAUUUUUGCUAUGCUUACCGGGAAACCACCAUUUCAGUCCGCUACAGCUGAUGAGAUUUAUCGACGAGCCAAGGAAAGAGAAUACACCUGGCCACAACACUUCGUUGCUGCCAACAUGAUUUCACCUGAAAUUCAAGAUUUGGUUUCCACCAUGCUACAGGACGCAGAAGAGCGACCUCAUCCAGAUGUCAUCGUUCAGCAUCCAUUUUUUACCUGCGGUUGGAUGCCCCAGGUUGAAGAGAUGAGCGCUGAUUUACUAGAGGAUCCUCCUAGGCCCGAUCAAUUCCCGUCGGUCGUUAUCAAACCUGGAAGGCCAAAUCCGUAUGCUCGAAGUCUUAAGAAAUUAUGUAUCAAGUGCGAAGUUGGUCCUUGGACUCCAAAGAAGCAGUACACCAGUCUAUAUAAGGAAUGCGCUUUAGAGGAGAAAGCCGGCCUCACUCCUCAUGUACCUCUAGCCGAGGAUAUUGUCUACCGUCCAUAUGCAGAAUGGAUCAGAGAGCAAAAUGAGCAAAACAUCGAAGAGAAAACUGCAAUAGAGCCGGAGGUGUCUAGUACGGUUGUCGAAUCACUCAUUGCAGACAUUGCAGAGUCGACCCUUGCGCCACUAGCUAAGAAGCCAAUAUCACAAAGAACAGUUUCCCAAAGGGCUGUUAGUCAGAGUUUUGCCGCGCAGCAACGCGUCAAAGAUCAGCCCUCAAAUACUGCUACAAUUAGAGGUGCCCUUCCUCGACGACCUAACCAGAGAGAAGCUAAGCUUAGAGAGACACCCACUAACACGAUUACGGAGAUCAAGCCCCGUGGCAUUCUUAAGACGAAGGCUAUUCCAUCUGUUCCCCAAAUCUCUUCCGAAGCUGAAGGACGCCUUGCUGCUGAUCUGGUGGACGAAUUGAAAAAGGCUGACGAAGAACGAAAAACACAAGAACUAAAGAAGCAGCAUUCUACGAAGAAAGUUGUUUCGUUAUUCUCGCCUCAAGAGAAGUUGGAGUGGCUGCCAGGCAGUAAACCAGAUCACAUCCUUGAAGGCCUACAACGCCUUCAGGUAGAGCUAGAUCGAGCUUUAAACAGUAGAUCAAUCGCACCCACUCCCAAAUCUAGGCCAGCGACACCUGCUAUAGUCGUCAAGUGGGUAGAUUAUACCAACAAAUAUGGGCUUGGAUAUAUUCUCAGCAACGGAAGCGUAGGUUGCGUCUUUAGGGAGACGCCUGCUGGUUCUCCGGAAAGUGAGGAUAACGUCAUUGCUCCGUCUUGCAUUGUCAUUCGUGACGGAGAGAGGCAUCUAGCAAACCGAACCAACAAAUCAUACGUACAUAGGCAUCAGAUUAUCCCAAUCUCAGGUCCAAAUGUCGAAUUCUAUGAAAGUAAGGGUGAGAGGGGAAUGCUUCGUGGCUCGGUACCUGCAAAGACUUAUAGAGUUACUGAAAGUACUGAGGGUCGGCCUGGGAGACUUCCUCUGGGAGUAGAUGCAUUUGAUAAUCGCAAACGGGAGAAGAUAUGUUUGUGGAAAAAAUUUGGUAACUAUAUGUUCGCAUAUGGUAGAGACGCCGAGUAUCCUUACGAAUCAUGGACAGCCGGUCAGAACCCUGAAGCUACUGUGAACGGUACAGUUAUCACUUUUUAUCAACGAUGGGGUGACGUCGGUUGUUGGGGAUUUAGUGACGGCCAUUUUCAAUUUAAUUUCCCGGAUCAUACUAAAGUCGUUCUUUCGGCAGAUGGAUUUUGGUGUGAUUUCUAUCACCUUUCUUUCGAAUGUGCACGAGAGCUUACUGAGAAGGGCACGCUUCCAUCAACUGCUCUCGAUGAGCGACAACACCUUUCCUAUCCACUUCAAACACUUCUGAACUUCAUGGCAAAACCAACGAGGACAGCAAAACCCACAAUACGCAAACGUCCUGAAAUUGAUCCAAUGAUCCAAGGUCUUCCCCAGGCGAAUGACUUUAGAAGAAAGGUUGAAUUCAUCAGAUGUGCAGUCAAAGAGUGGGUACAUAAUGGUGGUCUAGGAAUCAGUGACAUGGAACCUAAGACACGUUUACGAUGGAUGGGAUAUCGAGAAAUUUAUGAUGAUAAGAAGCUCAAGCAUGUCUGGACAACGGUUGGGGGGCGCAAUGGGGAUGAGAGACGAGUUGCAUGGUACGAUCCUCGCAAACCGCAGGAGGUCAUUUUUGACGCCGAAGUUAAUGGAGUCAUGGUUGAAUGA
Molecule: messenger RNA, 2748 nt
Organism: Sclerotinia sclerotiorum 1980 UF-70
Lineage: Eukaryota; Fungi; Ascomycota; Leotiomycetes; Helotiales; Sclerotiniaceae
Exons: 3
Coding region: 1-2748 (915 amino acids)
Biological process (GO): regulation of protein localization to mitotic spindle pole body; protein phosphorylation; regulation of cytokinesis
Cellular component (GO): spindle pole; nucleus; spindle pole body
Molecular function (GO): protein kinase activity; ATP binding; protein binding
Source: RefSeq, a predicted model, not a curated record